Messenger RNA from Lates calcarifer (barramundi perch), 1199 nucleotides. RefSeq names its product mediator complex subunit 7 (gene med7). Gene Ontology annotation, cellular component: mediator complex. The record is from RefSeq and is a predicted model, not a curated record. Gene Ontology annotation, molecular function: transcription coregulator activity. The transcript has 2 exons. NCBI's taxonomy places the organism in Eukaryota, Metazoa, Chordata, Actinopteri, Centropomidae. Gene Ontology annotation, biological process: regulation of transcription by RNA polymerase II. The coding region runs from base 170 to 934 and encodes 254 amino acids.
CACGAGCACAGAUCAGCCAAUGGAAUAGGGGGACAAAUGAGCGUUCAUGUCAAGUGAAUGUAAGGAGUUAAGCUUGUUAUGAGCUAAUUGUCCGAUUAUAACCCUCCAUUAUAUUUUACAUCAAACAUUUGUUGUCACCAACUGGAGAGUCGUUUAAGAGGUCAGCAUCAUGGGUGAACCACAGCAGGUUAGUGCCCUGCCCCCUCCACCUAUGCAGUACAUCAAAGAGUACACGGAUGAAAACAUCCGCAAGGGUCUGGCUCCUAAGCCACCUGCGCCCAUCAGAGACAGCUACAUGAUGUUUGGCAACCAGUUCCAGUGUGACGACCUCAUCAUCCGGCCUUUGGAGAGCCAAGGCAUUGAGAGGCUCCAUCCCAUGCAGUUUGACCACAAACGGGAGCUUAAGAAGCUCAACAUGUCCAUUCUCGUGAACUUCCUGGACCUGCUCGACAUCCUUAUCAAGAGCCCGGGCAGUAUAAAGCGCGAGGAGAAGCUGGAGGACUUAAAGCUUCUGUUUGUUCACAUGCACCACUUGAUAAAUGAGUACAGGCCACAUCAAGCGAGGGAGACACUGAGGGUGAUGAUGGAGGUGCAGAAAAGACAGAGGCUAGAGACAGCUGAGAGGUUCCAGAAACAUUUGGAGAGGGUGGUGGAGAUGAUUCAGGGGUGCCUCGCCUCUCUACCCGAUGACUUACCACAAAUGGAGGGUCCAGAUGGCGCUGGUGAUGGAACAAGGAAUGUAUCUGCAGUAGCUAGUAUUGGUUGUUCCUCUGGGCAGGCCCCCAGGAUGAAAAGCGAACCUAUGGAUGUAGAGGAAGCAGGUGCCAGCUGUAUGGCAGUGGGUCAACAAGACAAGAGCAUCCCCACUUCGAAAAGAGACAAAAUAUGGGACAAGGAUGCUGCUAUGUGCAGUAUUAUUGAUGAAAUUGCUUAAAUUUUAUGCUGAGCAGUCAUGUUUCUUUUUUGUACAUCUAAAUUGUGUUUGUUGUUUGUAUGCUGUACUUAGUGAGUAUGCAGACAUUUGCUGUGUUUUCACUGGGCCUGAAUUCCUGUCUGGCAUGGUGUUUUAUUUAAAAGCUAUCACAUAGAUAUUAUCAGUUCCUGUGAAAAUGUUUAAAGACUUUAAAUAUUACACAAUCAAUUGGGCUGUCAACUUUCAGUUUUUGUAAUGAAACCAAUAAAAAAAACUUCCAGUUGCA